Sorex araneus (European shrew) is the source of this 3649-nucleotide messenger RNA. It is a transcript of the gene SOX9, whose product is annotated as SRY-box transcription factor 9. Bases 529 to 2151 code for a protein of 540 amino acids. Lineage: Eukaryota; Metazoa; Chordata; Mammalia; Eulipotyphla; Soricidae. The transcript has 3 exons. The record is from RefSeq and is a predicted model, not a curated record. Gene Ontology annotation, cellular component: nucleus. Gene Ontology annotation, biological process: negative regulation of transcription by RNA polymerase II; chondrocyte differentiation; oligodendrocyte differentiation. Gene Ontology annotation, molecular function: DNA-binding transcription factor activity, RNA polymerase II-specific; RNA polymerase II cis-regulatory region sequence-specific DNA binding.
AGAGCGCAGAGCCGAGCUUGAAACUGUCUGGAAACUUCCGAGGCGCCCGCGACUUUGCAGCUUCACCACCCCCGGGAACUUUUCUCUGCAGGAGGAGAAGGGAACGGGGUGCAAGCACCCCCGUGUUUGCUCUUCUGUCCUCCCCUCCUCCUCCUCCUCCUCCUCCUCUUCCUCCUCCUCUUCCUCUCCGAGUCGUCUGCCCCCGGCUUGCAGCGGGCGGCUGCUGCUGCUGCUGCUGCUGCUGCCAGCGGGCCACCCCGCGCGCUUUCCCCAAGCGCGUCGCCGCCACCGCCGCCGCCGCCGCCGUCGCUGUCGCCGCCGCCGCCGCCGCCGCCGGGGGACGCGCAAGCUCCCCGGGGGGCCGUUGGUUCCGUCGGGGCCGCCGAGGGGAGAGAGGAGCCCGCGCGCCGCCUCCCCCCCUCCAACCCCCCACCACCACCCCCCCCCCCAGCGCCACCGGCACCGAGGGCCGCCCACCGAGGGCUGCUCGCCUUUCCCGGCCACCCAGCCCCUGCCCCGGGCCCGCGCAUGAAUCUCCUGGACCCCUUCAUGAAGAUGACCGACGAGCAGGAGAAGGGCCUGUCCGGCGCCCCCAGCCCCACCAUGUCCGACGACUCGGCGGGCUCGCCGUGCCCCUCGGGCUCCGGCUCGGACACGGAGAACACGCGGCCGCAGGAGAACACGUUCCCCAAGGGCGAGCCCGACCUGAAGAAGGAGAGCGAGGAGGACAAGUUCCCCGUGUGCAUCCGCGAGGCGGUCAGCCAGGUGCUCAAGGGCUACGACUGGACGCUGGUGCCCAUGCCCGUGCGCGUCAACGGCUCCAGCAAGAACAAGCCGCACGUCAAGCGGCCCAUGAACGCCUUCAUGGUGUGGGCGCAGGCGGCGCGCAGGAAGCUGGCCGACCAGUACCCGCACCUGCACAACGCCGAGCUCAGCAAGACGCUGGGCAAACUCUGGAGGUUGCUGAACGAGAGCGAGAAGCGGCCGUUCGUGGAGGAGGCGGAGCGGCUGCGCGUGCAGCACAAGAAGGACCACCCGGAUUACAAGUACCAGCCGCGCCGGAGGAAGUCGGUGAAGAACGGGCAGGCGGAGGCCGAGGAGGCCGCGGAGCAGACGCACAUCUCCCCCAACGCCAUCUUCAAGGCGCUGCAGGCCGACUCGCCGCACUCCUCCUCGGGCAUGAGCGAGGUGCACUCCCCCGGCGAGCACUCGGGGCAAUCCCAGGGUCCCCCGACGCCGCCCACGACCCCCAAAACCGACGUGCAGCCGGGCAAGGCUGACCUGAAGCGCGAGGGGCGCCCCCUGCCGGAGGGGGGCCGCCAGCCCCCCAUCGACUUCCGCGACGUGGACAUCGGCGAGCUGAGCAGCGACGUCAUCUCCAACAUCGAGACGUUCGACGUGAACGAGUUCGACCAGUACCUGCCGCCCAAUGGGCACCCGGGGGUGCCCACCACGCACGGCGGCCAGGUGACCUACACGGGCAGCUACGGCAUCAGCAGCAGCGCGGCGGCGGCCACGCCCCCCGGCGCGGGGGGCCACGUGUGGCUGUCCAAGCAGCAGGCGCCGCCGCCGCCCCCGCAGCAGGCGCCGCCGCCCCCGCAGGCCGCGCCGCCGCCGCCGCCGCAGGGGCCCCCCCAGCCGCCGCAGGGGCCCCCCCAGGCGCCGCCGCCGCCGCCGGGGCCGCCGCAGGCGCCGCCGCCGCCGGGCCCGCCGGGGCCGCCCCCGCCGCAGGCCGCGCCGCCGCCGCCCGCGCCCCCCGCGCACACGCUCGCGCCGCUGAGCGCCGAGCCGGGCGCCGCGCAGCGCACGCACAUCAAGACGGAGCAGCUGAGCCCCAGCCACUACCCCGAGCAGCAGCACUCGCCGCAGCAGCUGGCCUACAGCCCCUUCAGCCUCCCGCACUACAGCCCCGCGUACCCGCCCCUGUCGCGCGCGCAGUACGACUACGCCGAGCACCAGAACUCCGCCUCCUACUACAGCCACGCGGCCGGCCAGGGCGCGGGCCUCUACCCCACCUUCACCUACAUGAACCCCGCGCAGCGGCCCAUGUACACGCCCAUCGCCGACACGUCGGGGGUCCCGUCCAUCCCGCAGACGCACAGCCCGCAGCACUGGGAACAGCCCGUCUACACUCAGCUCACCCGGCCGUGAGCAGGCGCCGCCGCCGCCGCCGCCGCCGCCGCCGCCCGCGCCCCGGGCGCGCGGGGUCGGGGCGCCGCCGGGGGGCUCCCCCCGCCACCCCCGCGCCCGAGCCCCCCCGCGAGAAGCCACCGCCGCCGCCGCCGCCGCCGCCGCCGCCGCGCCCAGCCCGAGAAGGCUUCCCUCUGGACAGUGGCCGGUCUCGGAAGCGAAAGGCAAUUUGCCUCCCCCCACCCGACCCGCCCGCCCCCGAGGUUCCCCCUGGAGAAGAGCCCCCCCCCACAUCCCAAACACACAACACACACCCCGCCCCCCCACCCGGCUGACCACACACGUGUGAUGACCACCCAGCUGCCGGAGCAGUGAUGGACCUGGCGGGUUUGGCCAGAAACGGGACUGGCUCCGCUUGCUUGGAGCUGGCGUGGACCAGGAGGAGGAGGAGGAGGAGGAGGAGGAGGAAGAGGAGAAGGUGGAGGAAGAGGAGGAGGAGAAAGGAGGAGAGAGAGGAGGAGGAGGAGAAGGAGGAGGAGGAGGAAGAAGCAUGAGACCGACUUGCUCAAUUUCUCUGCCUGUUUGGACUUUGUAAUUAUUUUUUAGCAGUAAUUAAAGAAAAAAAAGAGUCCUCUGUGAGGAAUAUUCUCUAUUUUAAAUAUUUUUAGUAUGUACUGUGUAUGAUUCAUUACCAUUUUGAGGGGAUUUCUACAUAUUUUUAGAUAAAAAAAAAUCAAAUGCUCUUAUUUUCCAACAGCUAAACUACUUAGUUGAACAGUGUGCCCUAGAAUUGCGCCCAGAGUAUUUUUGUACAGAUUUGCUUUCUCUUACCACACACACACACACACACACACACACACACACACACACACACACACACACACACACACACACACACACAAGUGUGACUUCUUGUAUUAACCUGAAAACAAAAACAAAACACAAAUCUGUGUUACGUGAUCAGUUGGGGGGGGGGGGCGGGAGCUCUGCUUAAGUCCUCCAGCUCCUUCCAAUUCCAGGAGGAACUGCCUUAGAAAGAAGAAGGCCUUAAUUUGCAAACAUGGAAGGAAGUACUAGCCUCGAGUUGCAUUGGGGAAGCUUUAUCAUAUAUAUUUUUCUAAAACAAGAGAAUCCCACCUUGAGCCUUAAAACAGUGAUGCUGGGGAAAAUAUUGGCGCUCUGCGCUAGCGCCUGCGCCCUCCGACCCCCGCCCCACACCCGUCUUGCACGGGCCUGUUCGACCUUGGAAGCAAAAAGGCUAGCAAAAGAAGAGGGGAGAGGAAGUCCAGGAAAAUGUCAGCAGCUGCGACAGCGCCCGGCACACUGCCCCCUGCUCGCCUCCCGGGGCGCAUGUGGGAACCAGAUGCUAGAGACCCUUCGGAUUCACCUGUGCCUCUCUCUCCACGCCAGCAGCCAGCUCACCUUCAAAACAUUCCAUGCGCUGAGAUUAUUUAUUUUGUAAGGAGAGGUUUGAAUCUUCUUUAAAAAAAAAAAAAAUCUCCCUUUUUAAAAAACAAAA